AUGAAUAACGGAUUGAACCAGCUGUUUCGUUCGAACCCGCCAUUCUUACGCAUUUCCGCUGUCUAUUUCAGUCAGACGUCGAGGAUGGCCGGCAAAAAGGUGCUGAAUUACGACAACAUCAACCCCAAUGUGAAGAGCAUGGAGUACGCGGUCCGCGGGCCGAUCGUCAUCCGCGCCGUGGAGCUGGAAAAGGAGUUGGCUCAGGUGGGGAUUUUUGUUUCUUUUUGUUGCGAAUUUAGGUAUUAACUCGAAGAUUUAUGAAUGGAUUGGCUUGAAAUUUUGCGUAGAUCACCUGGAAGGACCAUUUUUUAAUCUUUUUUUUUUUAGUUGGAAAUAUUCAAGUUAAGCUGAGAUAUAUGAAGUUUUCGGUUGGCUGGUAGUAGUAUAAUAUAAAAAAUUGUUUUGAAGUGAAAAUGGAUUUAAAAUGUCCUGAAAAUCUUUUAAAACAUGAUAUUAUUUAUUUAUCAUUAAAAAAUGUCCUUCAGGGCGUCAAACAUCCAUUCGCGAACGUGAUUAAAGCCAAUAUUGGAGAUGCCCAUGCCAUGGGACAAGUGCCAAUCACCUUCAUCAGACAAGUUUUGGCCUGCGUGUCGUAUCCCAAGCUCUUGGAGUCGCCCGAUAUUCCAUCGGAUGUGAAACAACGUGCUAAGGGCAUUCUGGCCGGCUGUGGCGGAGGCAGCGCUGGAAGUUACAGUCAGUCGACUGGAGUGGAAGUGAUCCGAAAACAUGUGGCAGAGUUCAUUUCGGCCCGAGAUGGAGGAAUUCCAACCGAUUCGGAGAAUGUUAUCUUGUCCGGAGGAGCGUCGGAGUCAAUUCGGGUAAGAGAAUGCCAUGGAUAAUAUAAUUUUUAACGGGAAAACAAAAAUUAGGAAGCCUAAUGUAAUUUUUUGGGCUUUAAAAUAUAUUAUUUGACCUAAAAAAGGGUCAGAAAGUUUUUUUGGCUUUUUUAUCACCUAAAAUAAGGUGAAGUAAUAUCAAAAACUUUUUUCAGAACCUUCUAAAACUGUUCAUCAACAGAAACAAGAGCAAGAAGUCUGGAAUCAUGAUCCCCAUACCUCAAUAUCCCCUGUAUUCGGCUUCAAUCGAAGAGUUUCAUCUUGGACAAGUAAGGUCUUCAAAAAUUUUUAUCUCUGUCUUUAGAUCGGCUAUUUCCUCGACGAAGAACAUGGCUGGGCGUUGAGUAUCGAGGAGCUGGACCGGUCGCUCAAAGCUCAUCAAGACGAAUACGAUGUGCAAGCGUUGGUCGUGAUUAAUCCAGGGAAUCCCACGGGUCAAGUCUUGUCCAAGGAGAAUAUCCAAGAGAUCCUCAAGUUCGCUUACGAAAAGAAACUGUUUGUGUUUGCGGACGAAGUGUAUCAGGAGAAUGUCUACGGAGAGGGACAGAAGUUCCAUUCGUUCAAAAAGGUCCUUCAUGAACUGGGUGAACCUUAUGCCUCAGGGUGCGUUUAAAAAAAAAACUUUUUUUUUUUUUGAAUUUGGAUUUGGGUGAAAUUGGGGCAAAUUUAGAAUAGAGUAUAAUUAUUUUAAGACCCAGCGACUCAGUUGAAAAAGUGCAUAGUCUUUUUUCCGCGGCGCACAGUGCAUUUUGCCUUUUUUCGCACGGUGCGGAUUUUUCGAACAUCUUGCACUGUGCAUUUCCAUUCAUCGCGCAAAAUCGGUUCAGAAACGUCGCAACGACUCAGUUGAAAAUGGCUUUUGUCCCGCGACAUUUUGCUUGCACAGUGCAAAAUGUCAAAUGCACGGUGCAAAAUGAAGUUUUUUGCACGGUGCGGACCUGCGAUAAAAAGUCUACGCACUUUCGAAAAAGUGUUGUACAACUUUUUAAGACAUGUCCGAGAUUUUUUACUGGUGAUUUGAAAGAACAAUCGAUAUUUGAUAAAAAAAAAUUUUUUUUUGUUUUUUUUCGGUUGACCUAAAAAUCUCGUUUGUUUCUGCAAAUUGCCAGUAAAAAAUGUCGGACAUGUCUUAAAAAGUUGUACUACACUUUUUGGAAAGUGCGUAGACUUUUUAUCUCAGGGCCGCACCGUGCAAAAAACUUUAUUUUGCACCGUGCAUUUGACAUUUUGCACUGUGCAACCGAAAUGUCGCGUGAUGAAAGCCAUUUUCAACUGAGUUGUUGCGACGUUUCGGAAGCGAUUUUGCGCGAUAAAUGGAAAGUGCACAGUGCAAGAUGUUUGAAAAAUCCGCACCGUGCGAAAAAAGGUAAAAUGCACUGUGCGCCGCGGAAAAAAAGACUAUGCACUUUUGAAGCGUAGUAAAUUCAAGUUUGUAAUAUUUUUUUGAAAAGAUAUUUUUAUUGUAUUUGCAAUGUAUUUUUUUCAAAAAAAAUGGAAAAAAUCCGAAAUUUUUUUUCAAUUUAUUUUUCGAUAUUUUAGAGUCGAAUUGGCCUCGUUCUACUCGGUCUCCAAAGGCUACAUGGGCGAAUGCGGAAUGCGCGGAGGAUACGUGGAGUUCGUGAAUCUGGACAAGGAAGUGUAUGUGCAGUUCAAGAAAAUGAUCAGCGCCAAACUCUGCUCGUCCGUCCUGGGACAGGCCGUCAUUGACACUGUUGUGAAUCAUCCCAAGCCAGGAGAACCCUCAUACGAUUUGUGGCUGAAGGUAAGGGGAAUUUGGAUUUGUCGAUUUUCUGGAGUGAAAAAUUGAAGGAAAUCGAAGACUACGGUAAAAAAUUGAAUUUUCAGGAAAAGACGGACGUCCUGGACUCAUUGAAAGAACGCGCCAAAAUGGUGUCGGAAGCGUAUAACUCGAUUGAAGGAGUGAAGUGCAAUGCUGUCACUGGUGCAAUGUAUGCUUUCCCUAACAUUGAGUUGCCCCAAAAAGCAAUCGAAAUGGCUCAUGUAAGUUUUUGAUGAGUUUUUGGAGGGGGGUUGGGUUUAAAAAAAAAUUUUUUUUUUGGUCGAAAAAUCUGGAAAUUUUAUAUAUUUUUUUUUAUCUGAAUUUUUUUUUGGGGUGUUUUUUCUCGGGGUUUCUUUUGUUGAAAAGUAAUUUUAAUCACCAAAACGAGCAUUUUUAUCAAGAAAAAUUGGAAAAUUUUGGAAUUUUCCUAUUUUUUUGACCCAAAAAAUCCCAGUUUUUUUUUUAUUUUUUUUUAACCUUUAGGCUGUCGGCGUCGCCCCCGACUUUUACUACUGCAAACAACUGCUGGAGGAGACGGGAAUCUGCGUGGUUCCCGGCUCCGGCUUCGGCCAACGAGAUGGAACUUGGCACUUCCGCACCACCAUCCUCCCCCAACCCGCCCUCACCAAGGAAAUGCUGGACCGAUUCGCCAAAUUCCAUAAAAAAUUCUUGGCCCACUAUAAAUAG
Molecule: messenger RNA, 3303 nt
Organism: Bursaphelenchus xylophilus (pine wood nematode)
Lineage: Eukaryota; Metazoa; Nematoda; Chromadorea; Rhabditida; Aphelenchoididae
Source: the annotation of a GenBank genome assembly